UCCGAGGGUGGACGAAGACAAACGGCCGGAUCAUGGAGGAACGGCUUAUAGCUGCGGUGGCCGAUUAUCCUGAGCUGUACAACUCCACUUUGAGCUCGUACAAGGACGCAGAUAAAAAGGCGAAAGCGUGGAGAGCUGUCAGUUUGCAGGUGGAAUUACCUGAGGAGGAUUGUCGGAGGAAAUGGAAGAGCCUGAGGGACAUGUUCAUCAAAGACAAGCGGUCGGAGCAGCGGAGGAGAGCUUCGGGCGGCAUCCACCGCAGCUGGAAGUACAGCUGGCAGAUGGCAUUCCUCACGCCCUUCAUCCAGUCGCGGUCCAGCCACACCAGCACGGCCAUGGACGAGCUGGACGAGGAGCGGGACGAGGAGGAGAAGGACGAGGAGAAGAUGGAGAACAGCAACCCCAGCUUCGUCAUCCAUGAGAUCGAGGGCGAGCACAGCGAGAUGGACCCUCCCGCUGGCUGGCAGGGGCCGCGGCGGAAGCGCAGGUGGCAGGUGGACGGACUGGAGGGCGCGGAGGACGAGAUGUUCCUCCUCAGCCUCGUCCCGUACCUGAAGAGGCUGCCUUACGAGAAGAAGAGCGCCAUCAAGCUCAAGUUCCACCAGCUCCUCUACGAGGCGGAGUUUCAGUAGCUGACCUGUGCGGCUGACGCUCCUCCUCCAUUCAGCACACCCUUGUUAUAGCUGUUCGAACAGGACUCGGCCCUUUAGCAUGUUCCACCCUGGUGGUGAUACCAGAAAAGUCAGGACAGUCAAUCAAAAAAAAAAAAAAGCCAAACAGUUGGAGUGGAUUACUGUGGUUGCCUUUUUUUGAUGACCUGUAUGCAACACGCGUGGUGGACAUCGUCCUGCGUGUUGAUCCUUUUCCUAACUUUGAGCUUUGUUGCAUCGGGUAAUGCAUUUCUGCUGUGGUGGGCUUAGCGGGAUGCAGGGAGGGAAUUGGGACAUGGCUGGGGGGCAGGCCUGUUACUCCCUUUUUUCUGGCCAUGGGUGUUUCAGGAAUAAGCUUGUGAAGCUUUAAAAAAAAAAAGCUGUAUUGUUGCUUUUUUGUUUCAUGCACAGAGGAGUGAAGAGAAAAAAACAGUAGAGCACACAUAAAAUGGGCUAAAACUAUGUAAACAAAAAAGAGGUAAAUGAAUUAUUUUAGUAGCGCUCUGUAUUGCUCUCCCAGAUUUAAAGUUGCCAGACAUGGAAUUAGCUUAACUUGUAUAGGUUUUGUAAGCUUCUUAGGUUGAACAGACAUGAUAUCAGUGGAACGGCAGAUUUCCAGUUAAACUGAGACACUGAGGCCGUAAACAUGCCAAUUUUUAAUGUUUCAGAAUGUUGUGGCAUAACCAUAUGAUGUCUGUGGUAGCAUCAAAAUAUGGCAGUCAUUUGGUUUGGGAUCAUUGACAUGACAUUUGGAAAAGGUCACACAGAUUAAAAAGGCACCAGUGACCAGAACACACGCACAAAUCAGCAGCUCGGCGGCACUUUGUAUAAGCAGCGUCUAUGGCAAGGGUGUACUGUGUCUGAUUUUUAACAUUUUGGUUUGUUUUUAUGUGUAUGGAACUGUUUUUAGGUAGAGCUACUGUAGAAAGGUAGAUUGCACCCAACUUCGUAUACCUCAGAAAAAGUCACAGAGGUCAUUAAGCAUGAACGCUGGAGACUGAAUAAAUGACACUGCACCCCUCUCUGUGUACCUGAUACUGGAGAAUCCUUGCAAGUGGGUGCAUAACUCUGUGUUCAGGCUGAUUUGAUAAAUUAAUCUGCAAUUACAUGCCUGUGUUCAGAAUUCCUACCAACAGCCUUUAUUUGCAUUUCUCCUCUCACUUGCAUUUGACUGUUCAGUUACUUCCUGAAUUAACUCCUGGACUGACCAUUUUAUCUUUAUGAAAGAUUGUGUUUGUAAGUGAUUUUAUUGUUUAUCACUGUCAAACGUUUUGUUUGAAAGGCUAUAUGUAACACACAGUGUAGAAUACUUAACAGAGAGCGGCGUUUUGAUCUUUACCUUGUUUUUAUUUCUUACAUUAAAUGUGUCCAUGUGUUUCUCA
This is a messenger RNA of Megalops cyprinoides (Indo-Pacific tarpon), 2032 nucleotides long. RefSeq lists its product as uncharacterized. Gene Ontology annotation, molecular function: DNA binding. The coding region runs from base 33 to 632 and encodes 199 amino acids. Gene Ontology annotation, cellular component: nucleus; transcription regulator complex. The transcript has 2 exons. Lineage: Eukaryota; Metazoa; Chordata; Actinopteri; Elopiformes; Megalopidae. The record is from RefSeq and is a predicted model, not a curated record. Gene Ontology annotation, biological process: regulation of transcription by RNA polymerase II.